This is a messenger RNA of Larimichthys crocea (large yellow croaker), 1399 nucleotides long. It is a transcript of the gene ncf4, whose product is annotated as neutrophil cytosolic factor 4. The transcript is spliced from 10 exons. Gene Ontology annotation, cellular component: cytoplasm; NADPH oxidase complex. The record is from RefSeq and is a predicted model, not a curated record. NCBI's taxonomy places the organism in Eukaryota, Metazoa, Chordata, Actinopteri, Sciaenidae. Gene Ontology annotation, biological process: respiratory burst; phagocytosis; superoxide anion generation. Gene Ontology annotation, molecular function: superoxide-generating NADPH oxidase activator activity; phosphatidylinositol binding; protein binding. The coding region runs from base 142 to 1191 and encodes 349 amino acids.
GACCUUUUCAGACAGUCAGUCAGUGCAGCCUGCGGUGUGAGUGCAGCCUCCAAACACGCUCCUGUGUAAAGACGCGCUUCAUCCCGCACACAAACUCCAAGUUUCUCACGUUUGCCUGCAGCAAAUACUGUGCGCACCAUCAUGUCGCUGCCGCAGCAGUUACGAUACGAAAGUGACUUUGAUCAGCUGCCUCAUAACAUCCCUAUCAGUGCCACCAUUGCUGAUACUGAGGAGAAAAAAGGCUUCAUUGACUACUUUAGGUUUGUGAUUGAGGUGAAAACUAAAGGAGGGAGUAAGUAUCUCAUCUACAGGAGGUACAGGGAAUUUUUUAACCUCCACCAGAUCCUUGAGUCCAGAUACUCUUCUGAAAACCCAGAGAAACCUAGUCCCAACACCUGCGUCCUGCCUACUCUUCCAGGAAAAGUCUUCAUCGGCAACAAGCAGGAGAUUGCAGAGAGCAGAAUCCCUGAGUUGAACACGUACAUGAAGAGGUUGUUGGGUCUGCCAACAUGGUUGUUGCUCGAUGAAGCUCUCAGGAUGUUUUUCUACCAGACGGACCAGGACAGCCAGCAUCAACCACGCGCUCUUCGACGUCUCCGCCCACCUACCCGCAAAGUGAAGACAGUCAAACCAAAGAUGGACCUCUUCUCCUCCCCCAGGGCCGAGGCGAUGUUUGACUUUCGCGGCAACAGCGAGGCGGAGUUGAACCUGAAGAGGGGAGAGGUGAUCUUCCUGCUGCAACGAGUUAACGCCGACUGGCUGGAGGGCACAGUGAACAAUCAGACAGGUAUUUUCCCGCAAUCCUUUGUGAAGAUCAUUAAGCCCCUCCCAGAGACAGAAACAGAACGUGAGGGUGAAGGCCCCACCUACAGCUGCCUGCGCUGCUUCCUGCUCACCCCCUCUGGAGUCGACACCAGGGAUGUGUGUGUACAAGAGGCCCUCACUAUCCAGCCGACGUACAAGGAACUGCUGUCUCGUAUGAGAAACGUCUUCAAGAUGGACGACAUCGCCCUGAACUACCGCGAUCCCGAGGGCGACCUCAUCCGUAUCCUUGACGACGAGGACAUCCAGCUGAUGAUCAAGGAGGGCAGAGGUCAGCAGGGAAAAGUCAAGAGACCGGUCAAUCAGUUUCCAUGGGAACUGCACGUGACCUUGGUCUCUGACUUUUCUGUUUACAACACUGAGGCCUGAGAGAUUAGAAAUCAAGAGAACUGGACAAGAUACUUGUAUCCUUAAAUCAAAACAAUGAACUUUACCAAGUGAAUAUUGUUGCUGAUUUUGGCUGUAUGUGUUGUUUUUUUACCCUAUUCAUUCAUUCACAGUCUCAUUUGUGUUAAAAAUAUCACUGCUGUGUCACAAAUUUCAAUUAGCAAUAAACUAAUUUAAUAACAUUUCUACA